AUGUCACCAACUCCUGACAGGAAACCGUCUUUCCCGUCCGGCCUGAUUGACACCACUGCAGCCUCCGACUCAAUUGUCAAACUGUCAGUGAAGGCAACAGGAGAACCCAAACCUGCCAUCUCCUGGAUGAAGGAUGGAAAGGUUCUCUCUCAGGGUGGGAAGUAUGAAAUAUUUGAGGAUCAUGGCUCAGCUCAUCUUGAGAUCUAUGAGUCUGAGGUCUCUGAUAGUGGCACCUACAAAUGCACGGCUUCCAACAGCACUGGAACGGUGUCCACAACCUGCUCGGUCACUGUCCGAGACACCCGAGCAAAAGCAGAAAUUUCAGAAGAAGUCUUGAAAAGGGAGCUGAUCCAUGAGGAAAUCUCGUCAACUGUGAGGGAGUCCUCACAGAUCUCCGUCUCAGAGGUCCAGUCUGUGAGGAGAACAGGUCUCGACAUCACCGAGGUCUCAGCCUUUGGUUCGGAGGCGCCGGCCUUCCUCCUGCAGCCCAGGUCCCAGAACGUAAACGAGGGCCAGAGUGUUCGGUUCACCUGUGAGAUCGCCGGAGAGCCUUCCCCUGAACCAGUCUCCCCAGGUUAA
This is a messenger RNA of Menidia menidia (Atlantic silverside), 579 nucleotides long. NCBI's taxonomy places the organism in Eukaryota, Metazoa, Chordata, Actinopteri, Atheriniformes, Atherinopsidae. The record is from the annotation of a GenBank genome assembly.